Messenger RNA from Penicillium nucicola, 1062 nucleotides. Its product is annotated as bifunctional triacylglycerol lipase/ester hydrolase. The record is from RefSeq and is a predicted model, not a curated record. NCBI's taxonomy places the organism in Eukaryota, Fungi, Ascomycota, Eurotiomycetes, Eurotiales, Aspergillaceae. Gene Ontology annotation, cellular component: lipid droplet. Gene Ontology annotation, molecular function: lipase activity. Gene Ontology annotation, biological process: lipid storage. The transcript is spliced from 4 exons. The annotation marks the transcript as partial.
AAACCCAAGAAGAUGUCAUUGGAAAUAACAGCAAACAAAUUCUUCACCACUAUAGGGUCCAACCCAAACACAAUCCAAGCCCCUGAGACAACCAUCUUCUUCAUCUCCGGAAACCCGGGGUUGAUCGGCUACUACCACCCAUUUUUAUCCCUAUUGUCAAGAUAUCUCACAUCAGAGAACAUCGCUGAAAGUGAAAAUGGAGGUACACAUCCCUCAUUCCGGAUCUACGGCUGUUCUCUCGGCGGGUUUGAAAUCAAUGAUACAAAGACAAAGACAAAAUGUCAACCCAAUGUGUCAGAUUUAGACCUUGAAGAUCAGAUCCGUUUCAUGCAGGAGAAACUCACUGCCCUUAUGGAAGAACAGCCCAAUUUCAGCUCAGUUGGGAAAAAGCGGAAGGUCAUUCUAAUCGGACACUCUGUUGGUGCAUAUAUCGCCAUGGAAAUCUUACGCCGGCACCGCGAGGCUACAGCUAGUUCCGACCCUCAAGAUGAAGACAGAGAAGAAUUCGAUAUCAUCGGUGGUGCAAUGCUUUUCCCUACUGUGGUUGAUAUUGCAGCUUCAUCCUCUGGACGGAAAUUGACGACUCUCUUAUCAAUCAUCCCUCGGUUCGCCGCUGUCAUUGGUUUCUUCGCAAGAUUACUCACGUUGCUGCUCCCGACAUCUAUUCUGCGUGCCUUGGUGCGCUUUGUGAUGAAUAAUCCCCCAGUUCAUGCAUUGGAUGCGACUUGUUCAUUCCUAGAAAGUAGUGGUGGGGUGAGGCAGGCUUUACAUAUGGCCGCUGAUGAAAUGCGCACUAUCACGUCUGAUAAAUGGAACGACGAUGUUUGGGGUGUUGCAACGGCGCAUGAGCCUCUGAACAAAUUGUUCUUCUACUUUGGUCGAAAGGAUCAUUGGGUUGCUGAUCAGACGAGGGAUGAGAUUAUUGCUGUUCGGGGAUGCGAGGAAGGACGUGGACCGACUAUGUUGGUUUGUGAAGAGGACCUACCGCAUGCUUUUUGUUUGAAACACAGUGAUACUAUGGCCCGUAAGACGGCGGGGAUGAUUACAGAGAUUAUGGGAUGA